Heterostelium album PN500 is the source of this 975-nucleotide messenger RNA. Its product is annotated as splicing factor. The record is from RefSeq and is a predicted model, not a curated record. The transcript has 3 exons. Lineage: Eukaryota; Evosea; Eumycetozoa; Acytosteliales; Acytosteliaceae. The coding region runs from base 1 to 975 and encodes 324 amino acids. Gene Ontology annotation, biological process: peroxisome organization.
AUGGAUAGCAACAACAAUAAUAAUAACAAUAAAGAUAAUAAAUUGAUUGUUUUAAAUACUUUAUUUGGUAUUGGAAGAAGAAGAUAUAGAAAACAUGUUGUACUUUUUUGUUCUUUUGUGGUGAUGUUGAUGCUGAUGUGGCUGCGUCAGAAGAAAUGGUUCAUUAUGAUGCUCUCCUAUGUCUUGCCGAGUUCAAUGCUUCAGUGGAUAGAUGUUAAUCAUCAUAUUCUAAAAUCAUCACCAACCAAAGAUAGAAAGAAUAAUAAACCAUACAACAACACUAGCAACAAUAACAAUAAUUUAAUAAGCAAUUCUCCUAAAUCACCUUCACAAUAUCAAUAUCAAUCACAUGAUCCUAUCAACAAUAGCUUUACAAGAUCGACAUCGACUACACAUACCACUAGAAUUAAAUCAGCUCCACGCAUACAAUUCAAUCAAUUACACAAAAAGAAAGUUACACUCUCAACAAUCGAUACUGUUUACUAUGAACAUAUUACAGAUAGGAAGGUUUGUAACUUCACACUGAUAGAAUCGGAGCGUGAUACUCUACUGCGGCUGGCAUCGACUGCCGAUCUCUACCUGCUAACACAGAUCACCGAUGACAACGAAGAGGAAAUGGUUAUCAACCUUCUAAAGAGCUAUGGUAUAUUCGAAGCAGGUUUAAAUCCACACAAAGUAUUAUUUUGUUCAACAACACAAGGUAGAGCACACAUUGCUCGACAUUUAGAAUCGAUAUUGCAUAUAGAUGACGAUCUUACAGCAUUGACAAUGUUGAAACCUCACGUUCAGUUCCUCACUUUUAUAUUCGAUAUCAACGCAGAGACCACCACUACAACUACAACCACGACAACAACCUCGUCCAACACCACCAUUCUCUCAACUACAACCACCUCAAAUUCAAUCAUACAAGAACAAGAUCAAAAUAGAAUAACAACUUGUAAAACAUUACAUGAUUACUUUAUAAAUAUAUUUUGA